Molecule: messenger RNA, 1128 nt
Organism: Penicillium digitatum Pd1
Lineage: Eukaryota; Fungi; Ascomycota; Eurotiomycetes; Eurotiales; Aspergillaceae
Source: RefSeq, a predicted model, not a curated record
AUGAGUGAUGCCAGCAUCAGUGAGUCCCAAAAUGAAUCAAUCCCAGAAUCAGGAGAAGGCAUUAUUUGCGUGAGUACGGCUGGUACAGGUGAAUACAAUACCGGCGAAGAGGACUAUAAUGGAGCUGAUGAAGACAGCCUCGACUUGAACCAACAUGACGAUGAAGAGAUGUGUGAUGGCUCGGGGGAGCUUGAAGAAUCAGACCAUUCAAGCCAAUCAUGGCCUACUAAUUCGAGUGACAGGAGACGUCGACGCUCCCUAGAUAGCCAAGCUCGAGCCGAUGCUGAACACAGAGGUCUGUAUGGAUCCGGCAGCAGUAGCGGCAGCAGCAAGCGCCAGUGCCUUGAAGGCUCAACCGACGCUGCAGGCGGGAGAGCGAGACCCGGGAUCGAACUGACUGCGGAGGAUGUCACCAGAUACAGAAAGACAGGAGCGCAAUACCAAGCAUGGCUCGACAACCCGGAAGUGCCAGGUUGCCGAAUCCAACCGGCAACACUAACUAUAGAGGAGAUGAUCGACGAAGCGCAACCAAUGCCUUGGAAAAUCGAUGAAUCGUGUUUCACAGUCGAGCCCAUGGCACUAGCAGGUGGUGACAUUGAAUCGAUGAAUAUUGCUCGCGGCGGUCCGCGAUACCGCUACACACAUCUCCGACAGGGUCCGGGGCCGAACGCGCUCGAUGCUAACGAAUUUGAACACCGGGUUGCUCAUGGUGUUAUUGUUGCGGAGAGAAUUUACAGGGAAGAUGGUCCGCAUUGGAAUGAGGUUGCUCGGGCUCAAUACUUGCUUGAUUUUAACUUGAAAACUCUGAGGCAUGUUAUCUUCACGAAUGUCAGCAAUGAAGAAACAGCUCCAUACAUACUCUACGAGCUCUACCCCAGAGUGGGUGCUGACUGGUCACAGUCGAGAAACGUGGCGUGUAUGUUCUUUGAGCAUGGUAGUGCUGAGUAUCAAGAGCUCCUCGGGACGAAGUUGGGUAAAGCUGUGGCUUGUCUAAUUCUUUCUUCGUUCCCUAGGGGCACGAUGAAGAUCACUCGUGUUGUGACAUGGUGUAAUUCGACUACACCGCAAAUCAGGUUUGAGAUUGAACCUGUUAUAGCUGCACCCGUCGCCCUUGCUAUAGCUGCAUGA